UAAUUUGCAGCAGCCCUUGUACCGAGGAGCAAAACGAGUGGUUCCGCAGAGCGCCGCGCCGCGUUUGAGCGUCUGCAGAAGACUGCGUUUCGAGGACCUAAGCGAGCUGCAAAGCGCUGGCGCGCCUAGGACGCCGCAGGCCCUGGGACAGCACUCCUGCACUUUGAGUGUCGGGGCCGACCGCGCGCGCCCGACGCCGCGCGGCUGAGAACAGGUCGCGCCCGACGCCCGCCGGCGCGACGCCCCGAAACUCGACGGCGCGCGGCUGAGAAACGGGACCGCGCACGACGCCCGCCGCCGCGGCGCCGCCGACGCGACGUCUAGAAUAACUCAGCCGUCUACGACGCAACCACCAAAAUGGACAACCCCGUCGUCAUCGGCACGUACCGCCUCUCGAAGACGCUCGGUAUUGGAGCGUUCGGUAAAGUCAAGCUCGCGGAGCACGUUACUACCGGCCACAAGGUCGCCGUGAAAAUCCUGAACCGAGCGAAGAUUGUGGCACUGGACAUGACGGAGAAGGUCAAGCGGGAAAUCAACAUCUUACAAAGAUGCACGCACCCCCACAUCAUACGAUUGUACGAGGUCAUCGACACCCCGACGGACAUCUUUGUGGUCAUGGAGUACGUGUCGAAUGGCGAGUUGUUCGACUACAUCGUGAGCAAAGGUAGGCUAGCCCCAGAUGAGGCAAGGCACUUCUUCCACCAAAUUGUCUCAGGGGUGGAGUACUGCCACUACCAUCAUAUAGUGCAUAGGGACCUGAAGCCCGAGAAUUUGUUAUUGGACGCGGACAACAACAUUAAAAUAGCCGACUUUGGCCUGUCCAAUGUGAUGAGGGACGGCGAGUUCCUGAGAACUUCGUGUGGUUCUCCGAACUACGCGGCUCCCGAGGUUAUUUCCGGCCACUUGUACGCGGGCCCCGAGGUGGAUGUGUGGAGCUGCGGCGUCAUCCUCUACGCUUUACUUUGUGGUUCUUUGCCCUUUGAUGAUGAGUCGAUACCGAACCUCUUCAAGAAGAUCAAGAGCGGCAUGUACUCCUUGCCUUCUCACCUUAGUCAGCUGGCGCGGGACUUGAUCCCGCGCAUGCUGGUCGUGGACCCGAUGAAGCGGGUUACUGUCUAAAGCGGCGUCCUUUUUAUUCUCGCGGCGACUCGAUGGCGCCGCGUCGAUGUCGUCGCGUCGGUGGCGCCGCGCCGACGGCCUCGAGAGGCACCGUCACGCCAUCGACGCGGCACCUCGACGCCAUCGAAGCGAAGACACCGGUAUCGCGCGCAGGUCCCCGAGGUCCGCGCGCACGCGUGGUUCCAGCAGAAGCUGCCUCCCUACUUACGGCAUGCUCCGGACAGAAUUGAAAACUUGGAGAGGGUCAUCGACGAGGACACGGUCGACGACGUCCUGGCGUUGGCGUCGCGAGGCUUCGCGCCUCUCGGCGCCUCAAAACAACUCCAGGAGAAGCUCCAGACGAAAGCCCUAGCUUUGCUCGGCGAGGAGUCGGAACGGAGACCGCGCGUCUUGGCCGUGGUCCGGCAGCCGGACGCGCAUCGGCUGCGAGGCGUCGAGAAGGCGAUUCGCGUCGCCUACGAGCUCAUUCUUGAUCAUAAACGGACAAGGUUACGAACGGCGGAAUUAGCCUUGGCAAGGCAGGCCGCCUCCGAUAGUACACCACCGACCUUUUCCUCACCUCACAGCGAGGCCUCGCCGGCGCGAGGCGGCAGCGUCGGCGAAGGCGCGCAAGCAAAAACGAUCUUCGGCGAUAGGCGGAAGGAAGCAUCGACGACGCCGCCCCAACCUCCUAGUAACACUGCAAAUCCGCCCCAACCGCCGCCGGCACCCCCACAAAGCGGCGCGCGGCGUCGACGGUGGUACCUCGGGAUUCAAUCGAAGAAAGACCCGGCCCACGUCAUGACGGAAGUCUACAAAGCACUCCUGCAAUUGGACUGCGAGUGGCGCACGGUGGAUCCGUAUAGACUGAGAACAAGGUGGCGGCCGAACGCCGGCGUCAGUCCCAAGGGCGGCGAGCCCCGGAACGCGAGAUUGGCGCCGGACUACGUCGUGCGCGUGACGUUGACUUUGUAUAAAGUGCAGCAGAACAUCUUCUUGCUCGACUUUCAGAACGGCGAGGGCGACUGCUUCGGGUUCAUGAGUUUAUGCGCUAGAAUUAUCAAGGAGCUCAAAGCACUUUCGGCGGCGUCGCGGGCCGCGGUGCAGCACCAGAUGGCGCGCGGCGGCGAGCGGCGGCCGGCGCGGCCUCCUGCUCGUCCCGCGGCGCCGGGGGCGUAAGGUUGGUUAUAUAUUA
This is a messenger RNA of Pelagomonas calceolata, 2293 nucleotides long. The record is from the annotation of a GenBank genome assembly. NCBI's taxonomy places the organism in Eukaryota, Pelagophyceae, Pelagomonadales, Pelagomonadaceae.